AUGAGUCAAAAUCAAGCUCCGUGGCCGGGCGACAAGAUCCCCAACGUGUCGAGGAAUGCCCUUACGCAGUCGGAACGGGACCAGCUCCAGUCCUUCGUAGUACCCCCCUCGACUUCGCCUAUGCAACCUCCAAACCAAGUAGGGGACCAGACUCUUAGCCAUUACGGAAUGAAUUCUACUUCAACGUCGAUCACUCCCCAGUUAACAUCGACGCCAUCGACAUAUAUCUCAGCGCCACCCAUUUCGAAUUCACAAUAUUCCCCAUCGAUUCCUACGCCCCAUGGAUCCACGUCCAUGGUACCUCACCAAUAUACAAACUAUGGUUUUUCCAAUACCGUGGGGCUUCAGAACAUGGCAGCACCAAUGAACCCGACGUUCGCCUACAACCAUCAACAAAACACUCAUAUGAUGCCAAACGCAUCAACCAAUCAGCAUAGUCAGUGGUCAUCUCAACAGAACGAUUCUAGUUCGGGGAUAUUCGCGUCCCAGAGCCAAGGGAUCACGGCUGCGAUGGGUUCCGAGCCUAUUCCACAGAACCAGAUCGCUUCGGCUAGUCAAUAUACCAUGUUCCCGGGUAUGGGCUCGCCUUCGCAGGCCAUCGAAGAUGUCGCCGGACCCGUCACUCCUACGGGUCACAACGGGGUUUCCCCUGAUUUCGACGAGGGCACAUCCAUGAGUCCGCACGCCGGAACCCAUCAGAACUCCAGAACCAGUUCUGGCUCGACUUCGAACGGCCACCACCGAUCUUCGAAGUCCAGAGAUAAGGCGCCUUUCAAAUGGAGGCCCGGCAUGAAGGAGCGGAAGAUCACGGACGAGAUGUCGCCGGAGGAGAAGAAGGAGGCGAGCGACUGGAACUACAAGUACUCCGAGGCCAAGAAGGCGCAUACCCGGGAGCAGAACCGCGUUUCCGCCCAGAAGAGUCGGCAGAAGAAGGUGGAGCUGCUCGAGAAGACGAAGACGCAGGUGGAGCGCCUGGAAGAAGAUAACACCCGGCUGCAGAACCAUAUCGUGGGAUUGGAGUCGGCGGUGCAACAGCUCUCGAACGAGAACAUGCACCUGCGCAGCAACAACGAGAUUCUGCGCCAGCGCGUCGCUCUUCUCGAGCAACAGAUCCAGGUCCGCAACCCCCACGUGGCUCUACCUGCUCUCGGAAACCAGAACCAUACCCCUACUCUUGCUCCGGGAGUAUCGCAAGCUCAGAACUUCAUGCAGGCACCGACUCCCGUGCUGAGACAGAACCCCACGCCUACCCAGAACGUUCUCCAGAACGCCCCCCAGGCUCAGGUAGGCCUUGAUUACGGCCUAGGUUCCACCCAGAAUGCGCAGACGCUUGCAAGUAACGGUCCUAUAGACCCUAACCUGCAGUCUCAGCAACCUCAGCAGCCGCAACAGCCACAGCAGCCUGAUAAUGUCACACGCGAACAACAGGAUGAUUUUAUGGUGGAUUGGAUGCAGGUUUCCUUGGGUGACUUCCAGAACUCAGACCCUAACAGCCGGCCCUGGAGCCCUUCCAACGGUGGCGCCCAGUAA
This is a messenger RNA of Annulohypoxylon truncatum, 1530 nucleotides long. RefSeq lists its product as uncharacterized. Lineage: Eukaryota; Fungi; Ascomycota; Sordariomycetes; Xylariales; Hypoxylaceae. The transcript has 3 exons. Gene Ontology annotation, molecular function: DNA-binding transcription factor activity. The record is from RefSeq and is a predicted model, not a curated record. Gene Ontology annotation, biological process: regulation of DNA-templated transcription. Bases 1 to 1530 code for a protein of 509 amino acids.